GGAGGAAAACCCUAGCCGCCAAUCCAUAUAUAAGCGAACGCCGUCGGCUCUCCGAAGCACGGACGAAGGAUCGAUCGAGGAGUGCAGCCAUGGUGUCGGGGUCGGGGCUUUGCGCGAGGUGUGUGGUGGUGGACGCACGCCACCACAUGCUGGGCCGGCUGGCGUCCAUCCUGGCCAAGGAGCUCCUCAACGGGCAGCGCGUGGUGGUCGUCCGCUGCGAGGAGAUCUGCCUCUCCGGCGGGCUCGUCCGCCAGAAGAUGAAGUACCUACGCUUCCUCCGCAAGCGCAUGAACACCAAGCCUUCCCACGGCCCCAUCCACUUCCGUGCCCCCGCCAAGAUCCUCUGGCGCACCAUCCGUGGGAUGAUACCUCACAAGACGAAACGUGGGGCGGCGGCGCUGGCAAGGCUCAAGGCGUACGAGGGCGUUCCACCACCUUAUGAUAAGAUUAAGAGGAUGGUUAUUCCUGAUGCACUCAAGGUCCUGAGGCUUCAGCCCGGGCAUAGAUACUGCUUGCUGGGUCGGCUGUCAUCGGAGGUUGGAUGGAAUUACUAUGAUACUGUUAAGGAGCUGGAGGCAAAGAGGAAAGAGAGGGCCAAGGUGGCUUAUGAAAGGAGAAAGCAGCUCACAAAGCUUAGGUUGAAGGCAGAAAAGGCUGCGGAGGAGAAGCUUGGUUCCCAGCUUGACAUCCUUUUGCCGUUGAAUUACUGAGUUCGAUUUCAUUGCUUUUUGCCAGAACGAUAUGGUUAGUUCUUUUUGUCAUGUUUGUUGCGAGACCGAGUUUACCGUUGUUUGUUUGUGUAACAUGCAACAUGGGAUUUCUUGAAAUUAAGCAUAUUAUGGAAGACAUUGUUAAAAACAUCAAGCAUUAUGGUUUUUUAUGUGAUAA
Messenger RNA from Musa acuminata subsp. malaccensis (wild Malaysian banana), 888 nucleotides. RefSeq names its product large ribosomal subunit protein uL13w. Gene Ontology annotation, molecular function: structural constituent of ribosome; mRNA binding. Gene Ontology annotation, biological process: negative regulation of translation; translation. Gene Ontology annotation, cellular component: cytosolic large ribosomal subunit; ribosome. The record is from RefSeq and is a predicted model, not a curated record. Lineage: Eukaryota; Viridiplantae; Streptophyta; Magnoliopsida; Zingiberales; Musaceae.